UGGGGAAGUACCAAGGUUGAGGGAGAGUGCCUCCAGACCGUCUGGCGUGUCAGUGCCUGGAGAGACUCUGGAAGCACCGCACGCCGUCUCCGGAUUGCCAGCGAAACGCACGGUGAAGCACCAUGCAGCUGCGAAUCUGCGCAUUCAACAUUCAGAGCUUUGGAGACAGCAAGCUGUCUGACAAGGGAACCUCUGAAAUUAUUGUGAAGAUCCUGACCCAGUAUGAUAUCGCCCUGGUGCAAGAGGUGCGGGAUGUCGACCUCAGCGCGGUCACCGACUUGAUGGAGCGGCUGAACAGUGCCUCCAAGCAUCCAUACGACUAUGUGAUCAGCAAGCCAUUGGGUCGGGAGAACUACACGGAGAUGUACCUCUUCAUUUACAGGACAAAGAGCGUCUCUGUAGAGGACCAAUACCAGUACCCAAAUGACAAGAAUGCCUUCAGCAGGCCACCUUUCAUUGUGAAGUUCUCUCUUUCUGACUCAGAGGACGAAGAGCUGAUCCUGGUGCCCCUUCACACACCUCCAGAUGAGGCCGUGGCAGAGAUAGAUGCCCUCUAUGACGUCUACUUGCAUAUCAAGAAGAAGUGGGGGACUGACAACAUGAUGUUCCUGGGAGACUUCAAUGCUGCCUGCAAGUACGUCAGCAGUAGCGACUGGGACUCCAUCCGCCUGCGCAGCAAAAAGGCGUUUAAGUGGCUCAUCGCGGAUACCGUAGACACUACCGUGGGCAAGUCUGAUUGCGCCUAUGACAGGAUCGUUGUGAGCGGCUCCAAGCUGAAGAAGUGGGUCGAGCCCAACUCGGCCAAAGUGUUUGACUUCCUGAAGGCUUUCAAGCUCAGCCUAGAAGAGGCCCUGGCGGUCAGCGACCAUUACCCCGUGGAGGUGAGCCUGAAGUCCCACUGAUGCUCCUUCCUACCUCGCAGCCCAGCACCGUCACCGGCAUGGUUCGGGG
Molecule: messenger RNA, 951 nt
Organism: Hemicordylus capensis (graceful crag lizard)
Lineage: Eukaryota; Metazoa; Chordata; Lepidosauria; Squamata; Cordylidae
Gene: DNASE1L2
Product: deoxyribonuclease 1 like 2
Exons: 9
Coding region: 123-902 (259 amino acids)
Biological process (GO): DNA catabolic process
Cellular component (GO): nucleus
Molecular function (GO): DNA nuclease activity
Source: RefSeq, a predicted model, not a curated record